AUGGCUGACAAGAAAUCAGUACCUUUUGACGAAACCAAAAUUAAUUACCUCAAGGGUUACGAAUGCCUGGUUGAAGCUAGUGCAGCUUUAAAUAAUUAUUUUGGAGCAAAAUUAUUAAUUUUGUUAUUUGGAGCAUCUCUUUAUCUGUUAAUAACUCCUUACGAUUUAUAUAUUGAGAUUUUAAACCAACAAUAUAGGUUUAUUUUUUUGCAAGUGCUAUGGAUGAUUGGACACUUAUGGAGACUGCUACUGUUAAUUGAACCAUGUAACUCAGUAGCUCAUGAGGUUCAGAAGAUGUCAUUCAUUGUAUGCAAGAUGUUAAGUCACAAAAGUGACAUAAAAUUUAAUGAAAAGCUUCAAGUAUUACUUUUAAUGUUGCAUCAUUGCCCUAUCAAAUUUACAUCAUGUAAUAUGGUUUCCAUAGACAGGAAUUUGUUAACUUCGAUCGCAGGAGGUGUUACAACGUACUUGGUAAUCCUUUUUCAAUUUGGUGGAUAAACCAGGCAGUUUGUCUUAAAAUCUUAUGACUAAGCUUUUGAAUUUUAAUAUAAAAACACAUUCUAAUGUUUGUCUUUU
This is a messenger RNA of Diabrotica virgifera virgifera (western corn rootworm), 576 nucleotides long. Its product is annotated as gustatory receptor for sugar taste 43a-like. Gene Ontology annotation, biological process: sensory perception of taste. Bases 1 to 498 code for a protein of 165 amino acids. The transcript has 6 exons. The record is from RefSeq and is a predicted model, not a curated record. Gene Ontology annotation, cellular component: dendrite; axon; neuronal cell body. NCBI's taxonomy places the organism in Eukaryota, Metazoa, Arthropoda, Insecta, Coleoptera, Chrysomelidae.